Salmo salar (Atlantic salmon) is the source of this 2520-nucleotide messenger RNA. RefSeq lists its product as uncharacterized. Gene Ontology annotation, molecular function: RNA polymerase II cis-regulatory region sequence-specific DNA binding; DNA-binding transcription factor activity, RNA polymerase II-specific. Gene Ontology annotation, biological process: regulation of transcription by RNA polymerase II. NCBI's taxonomy places the organism in Eukaryota, Metazoa, Chordata, Actinopteri, Salmoniformes, Salmonidae. The record is from RefSeq and is a predicted model, not a curated record.
UUUGCUUCUUAAAAUUACUAGUUCAAGAAAUAGAUUAAAACUUCAGGGGAGUGAUUAAAUUACAAAUAUGUAAUUUCUCCUGAACAGACCUUUCAAGGGGCGCGGCCUCAAUACCGAUACCUGAAUGGAAGACUUGAUGAUUGGCUGAGACCUGACCCACACCUUUCCCUAUAAACAAUGACCCCAGAUUCGAUGGACAUAAUAUUACACUACUUUUUUCAAAGCAGCGGAAAGCGAUAUUACUACUUACUACAACUUCGGUGUUUUCCAGCCGUCGGUAGUUAGUUUAUACUAGCUAGCUACACGAAGAAGCUUUAAAACUUCUGGAAGGUUGGCUACAGCAUCCUUAUUUUGGGGGGUCUUUUUGGGCAUUUCUUUCUUGCAAAGAAGAGGUUCUGUGGAAGCGAUGGCAGAUUGGAAGCUACCAGUGAGCUACAACCCAUCCUACCAUGCCUUUGCCUAUGGUCUCAUGUACCAAACAGGGGCUGAGCAAAAUCAUCCCAACUUCUCCGGCUGGGCAGAGGCCGUUUACAACUCUGGGGUCAGCGGCGGCUACCACCAGCAAGGGCAGCAUCAAGGGCAGCAUCAAUCCCCACCCAGGAGUCCCGAACACAACGUUGGUAAUGGCAAUUCCCACUACCCAGGUUCUGUCAUGUAUCUCGGUGACCCUCACAGCCAUACCCCGGGUGGACGCCUUUUCAUUUCCCACAACCGGACCCUGUUUGAUCAACCGCUGGAGACCGAGAGGCCAAGUAACUACACUCCAAGCGAUCCAGUGUCGCACAGAUCACCAGAUUCUUGGAGUUCGGAGACAAGCUAUCCUCAAACCAACCCUACCACCUGGGUGAAAAAGGAGUUGGAAGAGGAGACGGAAAGUGGAAGCCCAAAUGGUAGUGAGCAUGUCUCCAGCUCCUAUCCAGAGAACACAAGCUUACAAAUUCUGGGCAGUGAGGACAACGCCCCGCAGUCUUUGCCCUUGCCUCUCCCAGAGAAAGCAGACAAAGACGCCCCCAAACAAAAAGCUCGAACUGCUUUUUCAACAGGCCAAAUGGAUGCCCUGACCCAUCGGUUUAACAUGCAGAGGUACCUCUCCCCUGCUGAGAUGAAGGCCCUGGCUGGACUGACGGGGCUAACUUACAAACAGGUAAAAACAUGGUUCCAGAAUCGCAGGAUGAAACUGAAAAGGCACCAGAAAGACAACAGUUGGGAAUCUGCUGGGUACCCAAACCCUGGCUACCCUAACAUGCCACCACGCCCUCAGUAUCAGGGAGAAGCCCAAACACAGAUUCAGGACCAUCACACCAACACUCAACAGUUCCAAGAGGCCAUGUUCAAGAAGAGCCCUCAGCAGAACCUGCCUUACUACACAGGUGGAUACCCUCAGCCAUCCACCUCUCCCCCCCAGCCCCCUGCAAGGCCCCUGGGCAACUGGCCCCUGCCCCCAGCCAUGACCCACUAAGUACCCCAAUGGCUUCUACAGCACAGCAAGGGGCUACAACAUGGGCAGUGUAAACACGACUCCAGCAUCAGGUGACGACAGGAACCCUACUCAUACCAACAGCUCCAUAUGCAUGACCCUGUUUCACAAUGCUAGCCAAUAAUCCACAGGUGAAUAUCUCAGUGGUAAAUCGACGGUUGUUUUUUUUGUAAAUGUAUGAAAUGGUUGUUUGGAAGGAUUCUUAUAAUUAAUGUUGAGAUUCAGACACAGGUCAUUCUCAAUUGAUGCGGUGUUGGCUCAUUAUAUCAAUCACCGUUUCUAUUUGGACUUUUAUCCCUUAUUCAUGUUUUUAUCACAAUGUUGCCUUAUUUUUUUUAAUAGCUUCCAGAGUUUUUACCAGAGUAUUUAAUAUCAUUGAAGAGGUCAUUGCUCCUUGUGCUUUUUGACACUCAACUCUGACAAAGUUUUGAUCUAUGUUGGAAGUGGCAGGCUUUUAUUUUCUUUUUUUAUCCAUCACUUAACUACUGAUGCUACACAUCUGAACGUGUGACAUUUCUCACUGCAAUGGAUGUUUGUGGUUGCAAGCUGCACCAGUAUAAUCUUUAACGUUACUGCUAUUUGUUGUGUUUUACCUAUUUGAACAGUGUGUGUGUGGCGCUACCUUGCCCUUGUUAGAAUCAAAUGUUAGGGUUUUGUUCAGUAGCCCUGAAACUAGAAAAUGCAUUGGAACUGACAAGUGUUCAUGUUGGGUAAGUUUUGUGCCCCAGAACUGUUCCCAGAUUUUACAAUUUUUUUUCUUCUAUUUUUUAUCAUAAACCCUGUUGGUGCACAGUCCACCUGUAAUGAAAUGAUGUGCCCAUGUUGGUGGGAUUUACUUUUCUUUAUCUUGAUUACACAGGGCAAAUGUUUUUUUCAAAGGCAGACUUGUUAGGAGAACCUGGCAACUGUUAAUAGCUCUACACUGAACCACACAGAAUGCUUCGACCAGGAUUGUUGGUAAUGUCAUCUUGUUACCUGAUCUGUCACUCUUGCAAAGGGGAAACAACGACUGGUUGUACAAAUAAAGCAUGUCUUAGAGCAAA